Molecule: messenger RNA, 648 nt
Organism: Ectocarpus siliculosus
Lineage: Eukaryota; Phaeophyceae; Ectocarpales; Ectocarpaceae
Source: the annotation of a GenBank genome assembly
AUGUUGGCCGCCGUGAACGGUGCCAUCAACAUCGUCUGGGACAGCGGGCUCGACUGGUUCUGGGUGUCUCUGUUGCUCUUCUUCGUCUCGCCCGCGCUGUUCGGGAGCUACAUCUGCCGCGCGCUUCGCCUGGCCGUGGUUUUCCACCCGAAGGCGAAGCGUGCCCUGCCGUGGCUCAUCCCGGAACGCAAUUACGUGGCGGUGCUGAUGGUCGCAAGCUGUGGAAUGCUGGCAAUCCCCCUCUACCACGAGUACACCUUGGAGGUUUGGGAGAUAAUUCCGAAGCAGACGGAUAUCCUGAUAUGGGUGUCGAUCGCGUUCGCGGUCGUUCAAGCAUGCAUUUACCCGUUCAUCAGGAACGUUGACGAUCUCUUCAGCAUCAGCAAGGAGCUCGCCAUCGUCACCGCUGCCGUCAUUCUGCUCGCAGUCGGGCAGAAGCUCGAGGGAGACUACGGAGGGGUCUACGAGAGAAGGUGGCUCGGAAACAACCUCUUCCUCUUGUUCGCAGCCGUCGUCUUCAGCGUCAGUGUUGUGGAUCCGCUUCGCCGCCUAGCGUUCGACCCUUUGGCGGCAACCAAGCGCAACUACGCCGAUCGGGUGCUACUCAGCCGCGGGCCCUGCAGAGCUGUAGGUCUGAGCAACCCGUAG